This is a messenger RNA of Ceratina calcarata, 1038 nucleotides long. RefSeq lists its product as uncharacterized. Bases 201 to 656 code for a protein of 151 amino acids. The record is from RefSeq and is a predicted model, not a curated record. The transcript is spliced from 6 exons. Lineage: Eukaryota; Metazoa; Arthropoda; Insecta; Hymenoptera; Apidae.
CAAAAGCAGAAAGUACUUAAUUUCCUCUCUGGUAAAAGUUAUUAAUCGUUCUAGAGAUGAACUUGUGUAAAAUCAUACAGGAGUCGAAUAAAUUAUGUAAAAUGCUGAGAAGCUGCGUAACAGAUCAUUGGGUGUCCGAACAAAUGGAUAUUCGCACUUCGUCCCGGGCACGUGAUCGACCGUAAAUCCAUUAACAUGAGAUGAUGAGCGCGGUUAUAGAUACAAAGGCGAAAGCAUGGUCGCCCGCAUUUCCCAUCAAAACUCCGGACAAUAUCGUUUCCUCACAGUUCGUGUCGCAGAAAGUGUUCGUUCCGUCUUAUGAGAAAGAAAAGCGUCCGUGUAUAGAACAAUUACUGACGAAUGAAUAUCAACGCAUUUGGUGGGAAGAGAAGGAAAUAUGGGAUAAGAGAUACAGCAGGAAGACGGCAACCAAAAAAUUAUUGUUACGGGGGGCAGUUAAAAGGAAACCGCGCAACGUGCCUUCCUAUCCAGCUGAAAUACCAAAACCAGAUAAAAAAUCCAAACCAAAGAAGAAAGCUGAAAAGGCUACGGAGACGGAAGAUGCGAAAAAAGUAGAAGCGAAAGCUACUGAUUGCGACGAAAAAUCAGAAGCAGUUACACAAACUGAUGCUAUUCAGGUCGACAAAGAGGUGUAAAUUUCGUCAGUCAUAAAUUCAAAUAUUUUCGUAUAACGUGUAAAUGGAUCAAAUGAAUCCAUUGUGCUUUUAUUAUGUCAGAUGUAUGCGAGAAGAAUUAAUAGAAACCUGUUAGGCGAACAAUUAUUCCUCCCUGUGACUUUAUAAAUUACGUAAUGAAAAUGAAAAUUGCCUCAGAGUUAUUCGUAUGCGUAAACAACGUCAUGACCGCGUUUAAAUACCUUUAAAGGGUGACAAUAGUAUUAACAAGAAAGUCACAUGACAUUUAAAAAUCAAUGGAUCUCCUCUCAAAUAUUUAUCGAAUUUUUAUCACGUCUUUUUCUUAUUUAUACAAGAACUUUAUAAUAUUAGUACUCACCCAAGCUGGUCUAGUAUGAUAAGA